Molecule: messenger RNA, 2567 nt
Organism: Etheostoma cragini (Arkansas darter)
Lineage: Eukaryota; Metazoa; Chordata; Actinopteri; Perciformes; Percidae
Gene: lamp1b
Product: lysosomal associated membrane protein 1b
Exons: 7
Coding region: 383-1126 (247 amino acids)
Cellular component (GO): membrane
Source: RefSeq, a predicted model, not a curated record
UAAGGGGCUGCUGUUCAGCACGUGACUUUCUGGGUGUUUCUUAAAGCCACUAUCAUGUGAGCGUGUUGUUGUCAGUCUCUCUGCUGUAGCUGCGGUGAUAAACUGUUAAAAGGAGAACUAAUGUAACCACACAGCUAGCAUACAAAGAUAACAACCUUAAUCUUACGACCAGAAACGCCGGUGGUUUUUUGUUACCAGGAACAGCACUACAAACCAGUGGGCUUCAGUUUUAUUUUGCCCCUGCUGUUGUUGUUAACUUGUUACGCUGACGUUAGCAUAGCUAGCCCAACAUCUGCUAAGCUAGCUAACUACCCGCGUCAAGGCUGUUUUUGUGUUGCUGUGAUUUUGCCCUGACAAGAAGCCAGAAAGGAACCGGAGAAUCAUGAAGCAGAUCGAUGGUUUGCAGUCAUGGUGCCUAGGAGUAACGUUACAGCUAAUUAUUGCUGCCGUCCUGCAUCAGGGUUUUGCUACUGUUGCGCCGCCCACAGCUGCACCGUACAAAGACCCUGGCAGACCUGAGAAAGGAAACUACCAGGUCAACGGCACCAACGGUACUGCCUGUUUACUGGCAUCCAUGGGUCUCCAGCUCAAUAUCACCUUCAACUCUGUCUCCCAGAAUAAGACUGUGCAGGAUGUUGUGAACAUUCAGCCCAAUGUGACAAAGUACUCUGGGUCAUGUGACCCAGACAAUGCAACUCUAAAUCUCUCAAUGGAUGCAGAGAAGACCAACCUUAUCUUUUUCUUCACACUGAAUACUACUUCCAAUAAGUACCACCUGAGUGAAGUUUCUCUGUCAGCAGCAUGGCCAGACAUGAAAGAACCCUUCUCAGCCCGUAACAGCAGUCUGAACUACCUGCAGGGCACCCUGGGGUACUCAUACUUGUGCCGUGAGGAACAGACUCUGAAUGUGGACCAAUAUUUGUCCAUCAACAUCUUCCAGGUGCAGGUGCAGCCUUUCGGCCUCACCAAAGAUCAGUUUGGAGCAGCUGAGGAAUGCCAGUUGGAUGAAGAUGACAUGUUGAUCCCCAUCAUAGUCGGAGCGGCUUUAGCAGGUCUGGUCCUCAUCGUGCUCUUGGCCUACCUCAUUGGCAGGAAGAGGAGCCAUGCUGGCUACCAGACCAUCUGACGUUACUUAACACUCCCAGAGGGUGCUAUCCCACCCCGGAGAUUAACCACUGUUUUAUUAGACUUAACACCCUACCCUGUCCCCUUCUAUCUCUCCAUCACUCAUCCUCCGUCUGUCUGUCUGUCUGUCUGUGUGUGUUCUUUGCUCUCAUCAGUAACACUAGUCAUUAUCACUUGGUGGUAGUUGACAUGCUCGUUCUGAACUGCCCCUAAUUUGUAAGAUAGGGGCUUUGUUUGGAGAUUGUGAUGAAAUUAGGAAACCACCUACUGGUACUACGUAAAGCAGGGCAUGGAUGUAGAUCAGAGGUCCACGAGAGCUCACCAAUUGCAUUCUACUAUUUAUGAUUUCUGUAAAAGGAACUUUGAGGGAUUGUGGGAGUUGAGGGAAUUGCUACUGCAGAUUUUCUUAUUGUUUAUCUGCUUUUGGGUGACCAUUUCUAGUGGUCUUGCCCUUAGUGAAAUAUAAUUUAUUAUAAAGGGAAUCUGUCUCUCUUUUAAAUGAAUCCACUUCGGACAGUAAAGAGAUGUUUUUAUUAUUGUAACUCUUCAUUCAGCCCAAGUAUGCAGAUUUUACUUAACAUACUAAAAACGCAGUAAACUAAUCCUAAAAAGGAUACGUGAAGAAUCCCCUUCAUAGUAAAGAUGCAUUUAAGACUUUAUUUGGUUCACUGGGAUUAGUGAUGAUGGUAUUUUUUUUUAAAGGAUUUUCCUCUUAAAUGUACUCAGUACAUAUUGUAUUGAGGCUUUAUAUGCAGUUGUCAACUUUGUAAGAUAAUUUGCUUAGGCUUUUUCCGCUUAAUUUAAAGGAAUUAUUUAACAUUUAGGGAAAUAUGCUUAUUUUCUUUCCCACUAAGAGUCGGAUGAGAAGAUUAGUACCACAGACAUGAGAAUGGUAUCAUCUUUGUAUCUAACUCUAAGCAUGUGAAUUUUCAAAAAUGUCAAACUAUUUGAUUGUAGACACUUUCUUAGUUUCUGCUGUUACAAUGUUUAAAUGCAACAGAAGUUGCUUAAACAAAAAAACACUACCGUUGGCUGAUGCAGAUGAAAAGGCUCAGGACAUCACUGUAAGGGUGUAAAAGUGUUCCAGUCCACUGGGUGGUUUUCUUCAAGUUUGUUUCUUUUAUUACCACACGGCUAGGCUGUUCAUUUUUUAUUUUCUCUUAAUAUUAAGUGACUUGGGAUUUGUUUUUUUCUGAAGGGAAAUAAGUUGCACUAAAUUUCUAAAGAAAAGCCCCAUGUAAUUUAAGUGGCCAAAAUGCUCUGGUCAGUGUUCAUCAGUGCCUUCUCAGCUGUAACAUUGAUGGGGUUAAAGUAACGCCAAUACCAUAGAGGUACUCAUUCACUGACACUGUGUGCUGCCAUGUUUGGGACAUUUGUCUCGCACAUAGCCUUCAUGUACUGUUACUACCGUAAAUAUGCAUUUGUUAGAUGUUGUUGAAGAA